This is a messenger RNA of Lodderomyces elongisporus, 741 nucleotides long. RefSeq lists its product as uncharacterized. Bases 1 to 741 code for a protein of 246 amino acids. The record is from RefSeq and is a predicted model, not a curated record. The transcript has a single exon. Gene Ontology annotation, biological process: mitochondrial electron transport, cytochrome c to oxygen. Lineage: Eukaryota; Fungi; Ascomycota; Pichiomycetes; Serinales; Debaryomycetaceae.
AUGUCACUUAUAUUCAGACGUCUUAAAUCUACUACAAAGAAGAGCAAUAUCUCAUUCAAUAUGGGUCUCUUUGGCGAUUCGGGAGAUUCAUCGUCUUCUUCUUCUUCUUCGUCUUCUGCAUCGUCGCUCACUUCUCCCGAUGGAGAACCAGUCAUGACAAUCGAGGAUCUUGAAACGCACCAACAGUUUGGAACUUUGGAUCUAAUAAAACAAGCCCAGAUUGUUUCACAGCUCGAAACAAAAUUUCAAAAGUCAUGGCACAAAUUAACCUUGAAUGAGAAACAAUUAGCGUACUAUAUUGGAUACGGAAACUGGGGUGUGCGUGAAAAAUUCAGCAAUUGGAAUCAAUCAUCAGCACCGUUGGAUUUACCAUUUAUACCAAACUCCAAGUUGCAAAACACCACAAAGAAGUUACUCGAGAUUGAGUUGAGCAAAACACCGGUUAGAGAAGAACAAUUUAAAGUCAAGUCACUUGAUGCUGGUACAAAGAUUGUUGUGUUUAUGAUCAUUUUGAUAGUUAUGUUUGCAUUACACAGAGACAAGUAUAUUGGCGAACAAGGCAAACCCGAGGAGAUUGUUAUCUACGACCGAUAUCAAUUAGAGCGUGAGGAACAAGAAAAGAAGCAAAAGGAAGAGGAAAAAGAAAGGGAAAUGGAAAGAAAUAGGUUGGUUGAGGAAAAGAGGGUUGCAGAAGAAAAAGAAAAGAGCAGAAAGAAGUGGUACUAUCUUUACUUAAGGUAG